Messenger RNA from Scomber japonicus (chub mackerel), 6018 nucleotides. Its product is annotated as GON-4-like protein. Gene Ontology annotation, cellular component: nucleus. Gene Ontology annotation, molecular function: transcription coregulator activity. The record is from RefSeq and is a predicted model, not a curated record. Gene Ontology annotation, biological process: regulation of DNA-templated transcription. Lineage: Eukaryota; Metazoa; Chordata; Actinopteri; Scombriformes; Scombridae.
CAGAGUUAGCAGAGUUAGCAUGUGUGGAUAACCGAUGGCAGCUAGCGUCAGUCAGCGGCGGCGUGCGGCGGAGGAAGACGUCUGUCCUCUGGAGUCUAAGUCUGUGAGGACGGACGCAGAGACGAGAUGGGACAGGAAGUCACAGGCUGCGUCCGCUCCUCUCACAGGAAGCUCUGCUGAGGACAGACAGGAAGAGGAGAGGACGACGGGUGAGCAGGCCGUCGCCAUGGAGACCAGCGAGACCAGUGAGGAUGAACUGGGACGACUGGACAUCGACCUGGACAGGAAGUCCAAACAGCACAACCUGACGUCCAGGAACGUGCGCGCCAUCCUACACGAGGUGAUAACUCAUGAGGAGGUGGUAGCGAUGAUGAAAGCUGCGAUCAGAGACACUCAGGACCUUCCCAUGUUUGAGCCGAAGAUGACUCGCUCCAGACUGAAGCAGGCCGUCCAGCAGGGACAGCCACUGAACUGGAGUCUGUCAGCAGUGAGCAGCAUCAAGCCUCCUCAGUUUGUGGACAUUGAUCUGGAGGAUGAUGAAGACUCCUCCGAUGAAGAGUAUUGUCCUGAUGAUGAAGAGGAGGAGGAAGACACGGCCGAGGAAACUUUUCUCAGUGACGCUGACAGCUUCGCCUCACCUCCCAGAAUGCACUGCUCUCAGCCUCGACCGCCAGCAGUUCACAUAGCUGAUGAACCUUUACAGAGAUGUGCAGGACAGCUGAUGGAGGAGGUGAGGGCUCCUCAGCUCCUCCCUGCUGCUCCUCCUGAAUCCUCCUUCAUGGAGAGACUCAACGCUGUGGAGGAGGAGCUGGACUCCAGCCUGUACUCCUUCAACCAGUCUCUGGACAGGAAGCCAGGUGAUGAUGAUGACGGUGACGAAGGCUCCAGCUGUUUGGCGUACCGAACGCGCUCUAAGCUCCCAUUGGUCGACGUCCCCCUGGAGCGUCUGGGCGAGCUUCUGGCCCCUGACAUCACCGCUGACAUGUACGACGACGGCCCCCCCCAGCUAGAGGAGGACCGCCACUGGACCCGCUGGCUGCAGGGUCUGAUGGCCCCCCACACCGAAGAGGAAGUCGAUGAUGACGAUGACCCGGAGUACAACGUGCAGGACGACCUGGAUGAACCCGACCUGGAGGACUACAGGACGGACCGAGCUGUCCAGAUCACCAAGAAGGAAGUGAACGAGCUGCUGGAGGAGCUUUUCGAUACGCUCCAGGAAGAGGAGGAAGAAGAGGAGGAAGUGGCAGCUGAGAUGGAAGAACAGGAGGAGGAGGGGGCUCCGUUACCGACUGGACCCAAAUUCAACGUCCCCCAAGCUUUACGCUUUGAGGCUCCGUUAGCUAGCAUGCUAACAGAGCGGCGGCGGACGGUCAGGAAACAGUAUGAAGCUCUGCAGCAGAGGAGAGCUCUGCAGGACACCACCAACCAUCACCGUGACAACCAUCACCGAGACAACCUGAACCUGAACCUGAACCUGAACCUGAAGGACACACCCAGCCCUCAACCCGACCCCCUCACACCCGUCCUGGUCCUGCCGAGCCGGGUCUGCCCCGCGCUCCACCUGGACUACACCCAGAAACUACAGCUGCAGCAGCAGAUACAGCAGCACGUUCAGCUGCUGACUCAAGUUCACCUGCUCAGCCGCCGCGUAGACGCCCUCAACCAUGAGGCAGCCAUCACUAAGAACUACCUGGAGGAGCUGCAGCAGUUCUCCGGCCGGCAGGAGGAGGCGUUGCUCCCCAGCUGUUUCAGAGUGUGUAACCUGCAGCCAGCGCUGGAUCUCCUGCAGGAGGUGGAGCAGAGGGAGGAGCCUCCUGCUGCUCCUCUUACUCCUGCUGCCUCCAGACGCUGGCUCCCCACCAUGACUCCCACCACCAACGGCCACGCCUUCCCUCUGAUGCCCCCCGACGCCGCCUGGCUGUUCGCCACCCGGCCCGUCUUCCUCUACCCAGAACUACUUCCUGUCUGCAACCUGAACCGCGCCCUGCACACCCGACACCAGCGGAGCGUUUACACGGCGGGAGAGGACGGGCUGAUCAUCCUGGGCCUGAAGCACUUUGAGGGGGCGGUGCAGCCGGAUCAGCUGAUCAGCUCCUACCUGCUCUGUAAGACUCAGUGGAACUUCAGGAAGCACGUCCGAGAGAUGAGCAGCUCCAGGGCGCCGCACAGCAGCGUCAUCAAGACGUUCCUGACGCAGGGAAGCGUUCCCACGCUGCCGCUGGCCUGCAGCAGAGUCCAGCCAGGAGACCAGCGCCCCCCAGUGGACAGGAAGACCUCCGGCAUGCCCAACUGGCUCAAGAACAGUCAGCAGAUCAUCCAGAGGACCAGACUGAACACCUGUCCGCCACGUUACCCCCCCUCCCUCCCCCAAGGCUGCACCCUGAGGCUCCACCCCUACUGGCACAACAAGGCCUCCGCCAGCCGCCCCCCCCCCUCCAGACGCCUCUUCACCCUGGCCCAUAAUGCAUCUCUGCUGCCCCUCUGCCCGGCGGAGAGGCAGUCGGAUGUGCAGCCAAUCAGCUACUUGGCCCAGCUACCUGCUCCAGGUGUCGCGUUACCCCCCAACCCCCCCGCUCUGCAAUUAGCCCCGCCUCCUCCCUGUGGGGCCGUCCCAUUGGCCGUUCAGCCGGUCCCGCCCCGCCCUUUGUGUGCUGACAUCAUCCAGUCCUGCCUUCCUAUUGGGCAGAGAAACGUUUCUAGGCAACAAGACACCGGGCCUCCUCUGCCCCUCCUCCUCCCCCUCUCCUCCAUACCCAACCCCGAAACUACAAAUCCCAUAAUGCCUUGCUCCACCACUGUCCUGAACCCAGGCUACGUCGUGCUCCAGAUGGUGUGGACACCUUCGCCUCCUUCCUCCUCCUCCUCCACCUCCUCCACUUCCUCCUCCCUGCAUGCUCUGCAGCAGGAGCAGAAGGAGGUGAAGAACAACUGCACAAGGCCCCACCUGCAGGAGGAGGUGAGACAGGAGGAGAAGGGAGGAGAAGAGGACAGUUCAGAGUCUGUAUCAUCACUGUCGUCCUGUGCAGGAGCAGAGGAGGAGGAGGAGGAGAAAGAGGAGGAGGAAGAGAGGAGCUGGACUCAUCUGGGUGUUGGUAGAGAAGAAGACACAGGAGGAGGAGGAGGAGAGGGAGAGCAGGGAGGAGACGGGGACGAAGAGGAGGACGAGGACGGAGAGAAGGAGAAGGAUGAAGAUCAGGACAGGCAGGGCGAGGAGGAAGAGGAGGAGGACUUCGAUGACCUCACACAGGACGAAGACGAGGAGGAAGUGAUGUCAUCGGCGUCGGAGGAGUCGGUGCUGUCUGUACCUGAGCUACAGGAGACGAUGAAGCAGCUGACGUGGCUGGCGUCAGAGAGGAGGCUCUGUGCCGACGCAGACUCAGAGGAGGACCACUCCCCCACCUCCCCCGGCUCUCAGGAGGAGGAAGAGGAGGAGGAGGAGGAGGGGCCUAAAGGGGAGGAGUCAGGAGAAGGCAGGGACAUCAAGGCGGGAGGAGACGAGGAGACGCCGUCCUGCGAGGGAACGCCGCGAGGAGGAGGAGGGAGGUGCUCCGGGCGAGGAAGAGGUCGGAGCCGUCCUCUCCGGGGCCUGAGGAGGAGUCGGCAGGAGCGUCACAGUAAAGACGCCGCCAAGCUGCUGCUGCUGUACGACGAGAACCUGCUGGACAACGACCCGCACCGAGAGAGCAAAGACGUCGCCUUCGCCCAGAGCUACCUCAACAGGGUGCGCGAGGCUCUGCAGGACUUCCCCGGGAAGGUGGAGGAGUUUGUGUGUCUGCUGAACGAGUUCGAGCUGCUGGGUGAAGGCCAGCGUGUGCUCGCACUGUUCAGGAAGCUGCGUUGCAUUCUGGGAAACCGCACCGACCUCCUCCGAGACUUCGCCGCCUUCAUGCACCCGGAGCAGGCGCUGGAGUGUGGACUGUUUGAGGAGCAGCAGGCGUUCGAGCGUAGCCGGCGGUUCCUCCGUCAGUUGGAGAUCAGUUUUGGAGAUAAUCCGUCUCAUUACCAGAAGAUCAUCAAAGCUCUGCAGGCCGGACCAGACCUGAGUCCCACCAGCAUCCACGAGCUCAAAGCUCAGAUGGCCACGCUGCUCAAAGGCCACACCCACCUGCAAACUGAAUUCUGGGUGUUUUUCGACGAGCUCCGCCCACCGCCAGCGCGUCCGGGACAGUUCGAGGAAGCUCAUUGGCCGGAGGAGGGAGGGGGCGGGUUAGACGGAGGCGAGGGCGUGGGCUCGGCGUCGGGGGGCGGGGACAGUUGCGGCUUCGAGGAAGUGACGCUCCCAGAGCUCAAAGAGGAAGAGGAGGGGCAUAAGAUCCCACCAAUGGCGAGCCGGCGCCAGAGGAGGAAGCUGGACGUCUACAGGAACUACAAGGACUGUGAUUGGUCGGAUAAAGACUGGCCCUGCCUCUGUCACGACGCAAAGAUCCGCCGGCACCGGAGGAAAGGAUGCUCCCGCUGCCAUGGCAACAAGAGCUCAGUGGUCGGGUCCAGAGCCAUGAAGAGUCUGGACCCGCUUUACGCCCAGAUAGGAAAAGACGACAGCCCUCAACCAGAUCGCAGCGCGGCAUCAUGGGAAGGCUCGUUCCCUCUGGCGGACGAGAAGGAGGAGGAGGAGGAGGUGAUGAAGGAGGACGAGGACGACGAACUGGACGACGAGGAGGACGAUGAAGAUGAGGAGGAGAGAAAGAGCAGCGAGAAGGAGCAGAGCCCGGCUCUAAAGAGGAGCAGGAGAGACGAGGCGCUACAAUCUACCUCCACCUCCUCUCUAAACCCCUCCACCUCCUCUCUAAACCCCUGCGCCUCCUCCACCUCCUCUCUAAACCUUUCUACCUCCUCCACCUCCCCUAUUAACCCCUCCACCUCCUCUCUAAACCCCUCCACCUCCCCUAUUAACCCCUCCACCUCCUCUCUAAACCCCUCCACCUCCUCCACCUCCUCUGUUCACCGUUCUACCUCCUCCACCUCCCCUAUUCACACCUCCACCUCCUCUACCUCCUCUCUAAACCCCUCCACCUCCCCUAUUCACACCUCCACCUCCUCUCUAAACCCCUCCACCUCCCCUAUUAACCCCUCCAUCUCCUCUCUAGUUCACCCUUCUACCUCCUCCACCUCCCCUAUUCACCCCUCCACCUCCUCUACCUCCUCUCUAAACCCCUCCACCUCCCCUAUUCACCCCUCCACCUCCUCUACCUCCUCUCUAAACCCCUCCACCUCCUCUACCUCCUCUGUUCACCCUUCUACCUCCUCCACUUCCCCUAUUCACCCCUCCACCUCCUCUCUAAACCCCUCCACCUCCCCUAUUCACCCAUCCACCUCCUCUCUAAACCCCUCCACCUCCACCACCUCCUCUCUAACCCCCUCCACCUCCUCUGUUAGCUCCUUGUCAACCUGUCCUUCUGUCACCUCCUCCUCUUCCUCCACUGCUUCCACCUCUCUCUCCACCUGCGCCUCCUCUUCCUCCUCCACCCUCCCCUCUCCCUCCUCUGCUCCUCCUCGGCCCAGUCCUCCUUCUGAUCUCCCCGUCUGUGCCAAGAACAUUUCUCUGACAGCGAGUGGAGAGAAAGUCAUCCUCUGGACCAGGGAGGCGGAUCGAGUCAUCUUGACCACAUGUCAGCAGGAAGGAGCCAAUCAGAACACGUUUCAGGCCAUCUCCAGUCUCCUCGGCAACAAGACUCCGAGCGAGGUCUCUCGCAGGUUUCGGGACCUGAUGCGUCUGUUUCGGACGGCGGCGCGUCAGACGAGCUCAGAGGACGAGGCCCCGCCCACCGACCCGGCAGCCAAUGAGGAGCCAGACUGACAUCAACCAAUCAGAAGAGCCGUGGGAGGAUAUUGACCAAUGAGAAGUUUGAUGUUUGGAGGUUUUUUUGUUCACAGCUGUUAUUGGAGGUCAAAGGUCACGAUGUGUUUACUGUACAUUAAAAAAAACUGUAAAUAGGAAAUGUUUAUUGUUUAAUAUUUUUGUAAAAAGAAAAGUUUUUUUUAAGGAUGAAAUAGUUUUUUUGUUAAAAUGUUUGAACC